AUGGCCCCGUUGCCGACUGGCGUGUGGUGGGGGCCGGAGGCGGCCGCGGUCUGGCCGGGGGGCCGAGCGGCGGUCUGGCUGGGCGACGGCGGGGCUCCACCGCUCCUUACGGUUGCCUUCGCCGCCUUGGCCGUCUUACUACUGAUGUCCGUUUUGCUGCUGCUGUGUGCCGGAUGCCGCGGGCAGAAGAAAGCAGUCAAUGGGCAUCCAGCAGGAGACCGAGUCGACCUCAUGGAUGGAACAUCGGAUAAGGAGACCAUCAGCCAAUCGGCCGACAGUCCGGCGACGGACAUUUGCGUGAGCGGCUCGCACAACGGACCUCUGACCAGCGGUACGAUUCUCACAGAUACGCAAGCCAGCAGCCCCCAGCCGUCGGAAGACACGCCCUCCGGCCAAUGGGAGCGCAGGUCCUCCAAGUGUCCGCAGGGCCGCGAGCUGCCCAGCAUCCCGCCCAGCGGCUCCUUGGUCAGGGGCGCUGCCCCGCCCACGUCGGCGGACGCCACCUACGAGAUGGUAAAAGAAAUAUCGACAGCGUCCCGCGACGUCAGCGUGGAGGAUUCGCUCUACGAGACUGUGAAGGAGCUCAAAGACCACCAGACGAAGCCGGUCCUCCCCAACGGUACCGCCGGCCAGUCGCCCACAGACGCCCCACCUCCUCCGCCACUGGUCAACGGCCACGUCCCGGCGGUCAGCCCCGGCACGCCCGAAUACGCCUCGGUGGACCGCAACAAGAAAAGCCGCUACAGUGCCGACUUGGAGGCCAAGCGGCGUUCCGGAGGCACAACUAAGACGGAACCCGAGGAUUUGCCGCCACCGCUACCGGAGAAAGUUCUGGAUGAAAACGAUAAUCAGCCCGCGCUGCUAAAUGGACACGCUGAGCCGCAGGAUGGGAAGUCUUGCGAGGACUCUGCUGCAGACCGAACAAGCUCGGACGAUGCUAACGUGGCCCGAGAGGACAAGGAGGACGACUACAGCAGCAUCGCCGAGCUCAAAGGAAUGAUCCCGACCGGGUCUUCCGGGGACCUGUACGCUAGCGUGAAGGACGUCUACGCCCAGCCGGCGGGGGACGCUAACCGGGACGCCGCCGACCCGGGCUACGAGAGCAUCCGCGUUCCAAAGACUGGGGACGAGGACCGCGAAAACGGUGCUCACGAAAACUCUGAACCCGACUACGAGAGUGUUGGGGAGUUGGGUCUGGGGCGGGAAAUGUCUCGUCUUUGA
Nerophis lumbriciformis (worm pipefish) is the source of this 1221-nucleotide messenger RNA. Lineage: Eukaryota; Metazoa; Chordata; Actinopteri; Syngnathiformes; Syngnathidae. The record is from RefSeq and is a predicted model, not a curated record.